GACCGGAGUGCCUGGGGUGAAUGGAGGUGGAGGCGGCGGCGGGCGCUAGCGGGCAGGGCCGGGGGUGGCACCGGCGCGGGAAGAGAGAGCGAGGGAGCGAGCGAGCGGGGCGCAGGGGUGAGGAUUUCCUAGGGGCUGAGCGGUGCGGGCGGCUCCGUGAGAAAGGCGGACUUCCAGCUGAACCCUCAUCUCUCAACACUGGCAAAUAUUCAUAAGAUCUACCACACCCUUAAUAAGCUAAAUCUAACAGAAGACGUUGGCCAAGACGAUCACCCAACAGGAAGCCUGCGCUCGUGCACCUCUUCAGACUGCUUUAGUAAAGCGAUGCCACCGAGGAAAAAGAGAAGACCUGCAUCCGGAGAUGACUUAUCCGCCAAGAAAAGUAGACACGAUGGCAUGUAUAGGAAAUAUGAUUCAACCAGAAUAAAGACGGAAGAAGAAGCCUUUUCAAGUAAGAGAUGCUUAGAGUGGUUCUACGAAUAUGCAGGUACUGAUGAUAUCGUAGGCCCUGAAGGCAUGGAGAAAUUCUGUGAAGACAUUGGUGUUGAACCAGAAAAUGUAGUUAUGCUUGUCCUCGCUUGGAAAUUGGAUGCACAAAACAUGGGUUAUUUCACUCUGCAGGAAUGGUUGAAAGGAAUGACUUCUCUACAAUGUGAUACAACAGAAAAACUCAGAAAUACUUUGGAAUACUUAAGAUCAUUAUUAAAUGAUUCUACAAACUUUAAACUUAUUUACAGAUAUGCAUUUGACUUUGCACGGGAAAAGGACCAGCGCAGCCUAGACAUAAACACUGCCAAGUGCAUGUUGGGACUGUUAUUAGGAAAAAUCUGGCCCCUUUUUCCAGUUUUUCACCAAUUCUUAGAGCAAUCAAAAUAUAAAGUUAUUAACAAAGACCAGUGGUGCAAUGUGCUAGAAUUUAGCAGGACAAUUAACCUUGACCUCAGCAACUACGACGAAGAUGGAGCAUGGCCAGUGUUGUUGGACGAGUUUGUGGAGUGGUAUAAAGACAAACAGAUGUCCUAGGACUUUAUGCAUAGCAGCGAGAGAGUCACUGUUACCACAGAUCUGUCAACCAUUAGCCAUAAAUUGCUGUUUGUAUCCAAGCGCAUGCUGCUUUUCUUGCACUGUCUCCCUUUUGCAGGGACGUUUUGGUGUUUGCUAUUGAACGGGCCGGCUCUGCUUGCUGUGUAGCCUCGUCCUCUUGGAAGGCUGCUUUGCAGUUUGUACCUAACACUACAGAUUGGUGACUUUGCCAGCGCCCUCACUGUGAUGAUGUGUAUAUUGCUGUUUAAAUUUUGUAUAUGUGUAUAAAAAGACAAAGCUUCACCUAGAGAUUAUUUCUGCAAAACUGUAUUGUAAAAAUAAUUUUUGUGGCAUAUUUCUAGUCCCUUUUUUCAAACGAACCAGUUAUACUCUAUUUGGUCUCCAGUGUAGCAUUUCAGAACACAAGAGAGAACAACCUUUACCAUAAGUGAAUGUUGCCAGAAUUAACCUCAUCGUUUAAGAGGCCAACUUGUGGAAAGAGGUGCGAGUCAGACCUUCGCAGAGGCACAUGCCAAAUAUAAUUUGGUUUACUUCAGUGUGAGUGUUUCUAAAUGAUGGAAGGUACAAUUAUUUGAACAUCUAGACACGUACCAUGCCACAGAUGCUUUCCACCACGCAGGGUGUAGGUUUUUAUUCUCUGAUGUUAGGCCGUAGUAGUUUGAAUAUAGGUACAAAUGAACAAAUUAAAAUUGCACCUUUUUUAAAUGAGUUUGAAACUCUUGUAAACUUCCUUUGCUGUUUUUGUUUUGGGUUUUUUUUUGUUUUGGGUUUUUUUUUGUUUUGGUUUUGGUUUUCCCUUUUGCCUUCUCUUUGUCAGUGUUGGGUCUCCCGAUGCUUCCCGUGCCAUUCUAGGUAACAUUGAUUUUGCCUGCUCCGUGGAAACCUGAUGGUUUGCUGGCAAUUUAUAACCGCAAAGCACCUUUAGUUGUGGUUUAGAUUUUUAGUUAAGCUUUCAUGGUGUCUAAUUUUCUAGUUUUCCUGGAAAAAGAACUAUACUAUAAGUGAGAGGUGUUUUGUUUCAUUUUCUUUUAUGCUAGGCUUUUCCUGGCAGAAUGUCCAUUGCAGGCAAUGGACACGAAACCACCAGCAUUGAGCUCAUUUUAUCACACGGUAGGACCUUUCCUGGAGGGGCCACUUGUCAUUCAUUACCCGAGUAAUUUGUACAGAAAGGUGAUAGCCAUUAUUUAUGUGGAUGAGGAAACGAGAGUAAACAGGACGGUAUUUUUAGGUUUGUAUUUUAUGUCUGGUUUUUUUUUUUUUUUUUUUUUUGCUCUUUUUUUUUUUUUUCCUUGCCUUACCCUUCUUGAGAAAAUGUAUAGAUAACCUGUUUCCCCCUCAACUAUCUGGUGCUAUUGAAUGACUAACUUAGUCCCUAAAGUUUUGUGAAAACAUAAAAGUCUAAUGAUUUAAACCGAUAAAAAGUUAAUGGUGCAUUUGGACAGGUGCAUGCUGUAGGUAUGAGCAAGAUCCAUGAUGGAAUAAUGAUUGGAAGAGGUUCGGGUUAUCACAAAAUCUGGCCAAAAAAAAAUCUCUUGGACUAAAUGUGAACCUUUAAAUGGCAUUAAGUGAGCAAAAGCACACAGACAAUGCUACUCCUGACCACUAUGUCACAGUUUCUUUGCAAACAGUGUUCAGAUUUUCAUAUUAUUUUCUCCCUAACUGAACCACCAAAGACAGAAAUUUUGUAUGUAUAUACGGUGUGUGUGCAUAUACAAAAUCAUGAUGCGGUAGAAUGAAAUCACUCCCUUUUUCUACCAAAAAGGAAGGUUUGGUUUGCUGUGAAAUAAACCAGAAGUGUGAAAAACUCUGUAAUGAUUAAGCAGACUUCAUCAUUCCUUGCUUAGGAAUGGUAGACUCGUCUCUCUACCUUACAACCUCAUACCAGUUUGCACAAGUUAAUAACCGAAGAGAAGAGAAGGUGUUGACGCAAGCACAGCCCUCGGGACCGAUCUGUUCCAUCCCAGCAGGUGCCUGGUGUUCCGAGGCGAUGGGCCAGAGGCAGGUGUGAAUUUGUGAAGAACUCGAUUCAUUUUCAGAAGUAUCCCGCAAAGUUAAAAAAAAAUAAUAAUAAAUCACACCUUAAAGGCAACAGUUCUUAGGUUCGAUCUGCUGUAGUUUUGUUUAAACAAGUAGAAAUCAUAGAUGAAAUUAUUUUCAGAGUUACGGUUAGUACUGGAGAAUGUUCGGGAACACUAAGCACAGCUAAUCCUAACAUAAGAGGAUGGUUACGGGGAGAUGUUCCAUUUCAGCCGCUGUGAACAUUUUGAUGAUCGGGGGGAAAAAACCCAAGGGAAAACUAUUCGUGAUCUGGAAUAUGGAAAGUAAGUAUUCCCAAGCAGUGACGAUCUCGUACAUUUAGAAGACUCCAAAUAGUUUUCGAGCUCCCUUG
Molecule: messenger RNA, 3433 nt
Organism: Lutra lutra (Eurasian river otter)
Lineage: Eukaryota; Metazoa; Chordata; Mammalia; Carnivora; Mustelidae
Gene: DCUN1D4
Product: defective in cullin neddylation 1 domain containing 4
Exons: 11
Coding region: 325-1023 (232 amino acids)
Biological process (GO): protein neddylation; positive regulation of ubiquitin-protein transferase activity
Cellular component (GO): ubiquitin ligase complex
Molecular function (GO): ubiquitin-like protein binding; cullin family protein binding; ubiquitin conjugating enzyme binding
Source: RefSeq, a predicted model, not a curated record